Papaver somniferum (opium poppy) is the source of this 568-nucleotide messenger RNA. RefSeq lists its product as uncharacterized. The record is from RefSeq and is a predicted model, not a curated record. The transcript has 5 exons. The coding region runs from base 17 to 568 and encodes 183 amino acids. NCBI's taxonomy places the organism in Eukaryota, Viridiplantae, Streptophyta, Magnoliopsida, Ranunculales, Papaveraceae.
ACAUCCAUCUUCACCCAUGGAUUGUUCAACUGUUUAUUCAACUCACCUUGAAGGUGAAGGAAGUGAUGCUAAUGUCGAUCCUUUAACCACAGAUACUGAUGGAUCGAUGAGGCAUCGUGGACCUACAAGAGGUUUGGAGAUUGACGAACAUGUGGGUCGUUAUGGGAGAAUACCCAUAAUCAUCGAAGAAGAAGAUGAAAAACCCACUGAUGAAAACGCGCAGAAACUUUCUAGUGAAUGUGGAUGUAUAGUGCGCCAAUUUGCUCCUUUACAAGUUCAGAAAUGGAGCAAGAUUCCAGUGAACGACAGAAAAGCUUUGUUUCCCUACCUGUUAAACAAAUUUGACAUUGAAAUCUCUGCGCCACAUAUCUGUAAGUUCCUGAAUCACAAUAUGGGAAGAAGGUAUGCAGACUACAGACAUGAUCUUCACCUACAGUACCGAAAAUCAAAAUCACUAGCCAAAGCACAAGCAGAGUUCCCUAACCUCUCGGAAGAAGAUUGGAAUUAUCUGUGUACUCAGCUUUUCAACACACCAGAAUUUCAGAGUCCAGACGAACUGGUUUUGUAA